AUGCGGCCCCUCUGCGCUCCGCUCGCCCUGCUCUGCCAGGUGCUGGGUGCCUGGGCUGCCUGCGCCCUGGCCCCGGACCCCGUCGCAGCCUCUGGGCCGCCGGCGACCCCGCAGCGCGCCCGCUCGCCGCCGGCCCCGCCGCCCCUCGCCCCGGGCGGGCGGGCGGCCGCGACGCUCCCGGGGCGCGGAGCCCUCCCUGGCGGGGCCGACGCCGCACCCGGCGGAGCGGCGGGGCCGGGCGGCAGCUGCGCGCCACGCGGGGCCCCGGGGACCGGGCGACGGCGGGCGCGGAGCAGCGAGCCCGGAGCCCGCGCGGCGGAGAGGAGGGGCGGGGCGGGCGGCCCCCGCUGGCUGCCCCUGAACGGCUCGGUCGGCGGCGAGGGCAGCGCCGGGGGCCGCGGGAACGCCACGGGGCGCCGCGCCCGGCUCCGCAACCCCUUCUACCCGCUGACCGAGGAGUCGUACGGCGCCUACGCCGUCAUGUGCCUCUCCGUGGUGAUCUUCGGCAUCGGCAUCAUGGGCAACAUGGCAGUGAUGUGCAUCGUCUGCCACAACUACUACAUGCGGAGCAUCUCCAACUCCCUGCUGGCCAACCUGGCCUUCUGGGACUUCCUCAUCGUCUUCUUCUGCCUGCCGCUGGUUAUCUUCCAGGAGCUCACCAAGAAGUGGCUUCUAGAAGACUUCUCUUGCAAAAUCGUCCCGUACAUUGAGGUGGCCUCUCUGGGCGUCACCACGUUCACGCUGUGCGCUCUCUGCAUUGACCGCUUCCGAGCCGCCACCAACGUGCAGAUGUACUACGAGAUGAUCGAGAACUGCGCCUCCACCACGGCCAAGCUGGCCGUCAUCUGGGUGGGCGCGCUGCUGCUGGCCCUGCCCGAGGUGGUGCUGCGCCAGCUGGCCACCGAGGAGCCCGAGUACAGCGGCAGCCCGCCGGGCGAGCGCUGCGUGGUGAAGAUCUCCACGGCCCUGCCCGACACCAUCUACGUGCUGGCUCUCACCUACGAUGGGGCGCGGCUCUGGUGGUACUUCGGCUGCUACUUCUGUUUGCCUACCCUGUUCACUAUUACCUGCUCCCUGGUGACAGCGAGGAAAAUCAGGAGGGCAGAAAAAGCCUGCACGAGGGGGAACAAGCGACAGAUUCAGCUGGAAAGUCAGAUGAACUGCACAGUGGUGGCUUUGACCAUUUUAUAUGGAUUUUGCAUCAUUCCUGAAAACAUUUGCAACAUUGUGACUGCCUACAUGUCCACAGGGGUCUCUCGACAGACUAUGGACCUCCUCCAUCUCAUUAGUCAGUUCCUUUUGUUCUUUAAGUCCUGUGUUACCCCAGUUCUCCUGUUCUGUCUCUGUAAACCUUUCAGCCGGGCCUUUAUGGAGUGUUGCUGUUGCUGCUGUGAUGAAUGCAUCCAGAAGUCUUCCACGGUGACGAGUGAUGACAAUGACAACGAGUACACCACAGAACUGGAGCUCUCCCCAUUCAGUACCAUUCGUCGUGAAAUGUCGACUUUUGCUUCAGUGGGGACUCACUGUUAAUUCACCUUAGGACUUCAUUUCCUGCAUCUUUUUCCUUUUUCUUUUUUUUUUUACUUCAUAUUUUUCUUCUUGAAGCAAAAUGCAGGAAAAAAAAAAUCACUGUUGAAAACUACUCUUGAAACCAAUCUGUAUUAACAGUCAUGCUUUGGAAAAUAAUUUCUUUGGUUAUUAAAAGGAAAGAGAGAGAGAAUGAGAGCCAGCACUCAGUUGUACAUCAUGAGGUUUUGUAUGGUGCUAGGAUUUCAUUGGUUGAGGAGGAGGAUCCAUAUCAAUUUAUUUAAUUCUGUAGUAUUUUUUUGAUAAUCACUGUAAAAUGUUUAUAUAGACAUUGUGGGCUUUGCAAGGUGUUUUCAUGUAAAAGACGUGGUGGAAAGUAUUUGAAGGUAGUUUUAAUCAAAUUACUGUACCCUAUUUUGAGAGGACUUGGGCUUCAGAGAAUUUAUAAAGUAGCAUAAAAAUAAAUGAGGUUUUAUUCUUUAACUUGAUUGUCAAUCUACGUUUAACAAAGACACCGAUGAGUAGUAUUAAAUUGCUUUACUAAGUAAAAAAAAGAACUUUGCAUAUCAUAAUUUAGGUAGCCAUAUUUAAUUAACAUUUGAGUACUUACACUUGGAGGAUAUAAUUAGAGUGUUUAAAAAAGAUGAUUAUAAUGGUAUUAGAUUUAUAGGAGUGGGUUUUUUAAUGUUAUAUUAUGAAGGUUCAAUGUGCCUCAUUGAAAAUUUUCUUCUUAACCUGCAGGUAUGCAAAAUCUUGAGUUAUUUUAUACUUCUUACAAAGAAACACUCACUUUAUCACUGAAUUUUGUCUCAUGUGAUUUCAAAAUGAAGAUUCUUUCCAGGAUGCUAUUGGUUUGAGUUUAUUUCCUCCGUCUCUGUAUAUAUAGCUCCUACUGGCUUCAGUGAGAAGCUUCAUUGCUGAGAAAGGCAUUUUUUGUGCCAGAGGUUUGCUGACAAUAAAUGUGAGGGACUGAAACAUGCAGAGAGUGAAUUCCUUCUAUUUUAAAAGGUAUAAACACACUUGCACACUUGGGGCUUGACCUAGAGCCCAUGGCAGUCAAUGGAGAGGUUUCCAUCAAUUUCAGAGAGCUUUGAAUCAGACUGGCAUCUCCUAUUUGUUCUGGGAUGUGUAGCAUGAAUAUUAAUCACAGGGGCUCUGUGUGCUGGUUCAGAACCAUGCUGCUCUCAGAGACUGCUAUUCACUAGCAGCUCACAGCCCUGAAGCUGGUUUUGAGAGCCACUGUGUGUUUUGCUGAUGGCUUCUUGCUGUCCACAGAGUUGUUAAAAUGAGGAGGGUAUGUCAACACUGCCAGCAAGUGUGAUAGAGUAAAAUCCAAAGUUGUUAUAAGCAUGCCAGGCUGGAGACUGCAAAGUGCCUAUCCCUACCAGCAGAGCUUAUAUCCCCACUCUUGGCUGAAGCAGACAUUCUGUUCUUGGCAGGCAAGCGGGCUCGUAUUUACACUGGGCAGCAGGCUGAAGUGUAGACACAUGCUGAGGAACUGAAUUUUUUAUAGAUAGCUUGUAUUUUAUUACUAAUUAAAUAAAUAAUGCAGCUGUAUUGAGCAGAAGGAA
Messenger RNA from Serinus canaria (Common canary), 3098 nucleotides. It is a transcript of the gene GPR37, whose product is annotated as G protein-coupled receptor 37. Gene Ontology annotation, molecular function: G protein-coupled peptide receptor activity; prosaposin receptor activity. Gene Ontology annotation, biological process: positive regulation of MAPK cascade; adenylate cyclase-inhibiting G protein-coupled receptor signaling pathway. The transcript has 2 exons. Lineage: Eukaryota; Metazoa; Chordata; Aves; Passeriformes; Fringillidae. The coding region runs from base 1 to 1530 and encodes 509 amino acids. Gene Ontology annotation, cellular component: signaling receptor complex; plasma membrane. The record is from RefSeq and is a predicted model, not a curated record.